GCAAAUCUUUUCAACUUUCCUGAGUGCUGAGUGAGGCAGCAACACGUGUGUCGGGUGCAAGCGCAGCGAGCGACUCGCGGAGUCUUUGCCUCUUCCAAAGAGCUCCUUCCAAAGCUACGCUAUUACGUACGUCACGGGCUGUUCCAAACAAGUUGUAGCGGGAUCUCUCCUUUGCUCCGCUGUCGUAAGAGAACCUGGCCGCAACAGGAACAUUCGAACAUCCAGGACACAGGACACCCACCAUCGCGGCGCACACCGCACACUACACGGCACACUGCAUGCCGGUAACGGCGUUAGACAUGGAGGCUGAACCGAGUGCCCUGUCGGACCCCCUGUCGCCGAACCUGGAUCCUUCAUACGUGGAUACCUUGUUGGUGAACUCCUGUGGAUGGAAAUUUCGGGCGCAAGUUCUACUGCCGUUGGCGCUGGGGAAUGCGGCGGAUGCUGUCGAAAUCGUGAGCGCAGGCUACAUCUUGAGGACCUUCAAACACGAGGACGGGAGCUCUCUCAACAGCACGCAGAAAGAGCUCCUCACAGCCGCAGUCUUCGUGGGGAUGCUCGUCGGAGGAAUUCUGGCGGGAAGCGCUGCAGACCGUCUGGGCAGGCGCAACUGCCUUCUCACCUUCCUUGCCAUGAACUGCACCUUCGCUUCGAUUUCCGCGGCGGCUCCUUCUGUUGGCUGGUUGAUUGCGGCUAGGGUGUGUGCCGGCCUAGGUGUGGGUGGCUCGAUUCCCGUUGUUUUCACGCUCGGUGCCGAGUUGUUUGCCACCCGGAUUCGAGGCGCGAUGGUGUCUCUCAUCGCAAGCUUCUGGAUGGUCGGCUCGGCGUUUGCAGCAAUCGCGGCGUGGGUAGUGCUCGGCGAUGGUUUCGGUGGGAGGCGGAUCUUCCCAGGAGGCACUUGGCGGCACUACGCAUUGGUUGCAGCCCUGCCUGCAGUAGCAGCCCUGUUGCUGACCUUUAUUUUCGUUCCCGAGUCACCGAGGUUUCUCGCCAGAGAAGGUUGGUUAACAGCAGCAAUGACCAGGGUGCAAGGGUAGAUGGCUGAUGUGCGGUUUCU
Ectocarpus sp. CCAP 1310/34 is the source of this 1057-nucleotide messenger RNA. Lineage: Eukaryota; Phaeophyceae; Ectocarpales; Ectocarpaceae. The record is from the annotation of a GenBank genome assembly.